This is a messenger RNA of Ascochyta rabiei, 2301 nucleotides long. RefSeq lists its product as uncharacterized. The record is from RefSeq and is a predicted model, not a curated record. The transcript is spliced from 5 exons. Gene Ontology annotation, cellular component: mRNA cleavage and polyadenylation specificity factor complex. NCBI's taxonomy places the organism in Eukaryota, Fungi, Ascomycota, Dothideomycetes, Pleosporales, Didymellaceae. The coding region runs from base 1 to 2301 and encodes 766 amino acids.
AUGAGCCCAAUCCAGCAGCUGCAGUCCGCCCGGGCGCUCGCCCUGGGCGACGGUAGAUACUAUCCUACCAUUAUACCGGGCGUGCUGCCCAUCAUAAGCUUCAGUGCAGACCAGAGCCUCGAGAUUCAACGAUGGGGCGCUGAUUUCCUGGCUGAGGCCUUCGCAUCACCAGCAUGGCCAUCAGACGUGAAGGAAAACAGUGCGCCGUCAGUCCUGGCGACGCUGAAUGAUUUCCUGGACAACGUUGACGACAAGAGCGUCAUCAAGAGCUCCGUGCAAGCGGCUGCCAGCGUGUACCCGCUUGUCUACAGACAUACUGUCCACAACGCCAACGAUGCCCAAUAUUGGGAGCUCAUGUCAGCUAUCAAAACAAACAUUUUACGACGAAUGGACACAGCCCCGCCGGGCGUGCGCGUGUGCUGUGUCAAGUUCCUACAACAGGUCAUCUUAGUACAGACACCUGGCGUCGUCGAUCCAAGGGUGAAUAAUCCCACCCCUCAAGACACUACGCACUCUCACACAUCACAGCGACCUGAUCACAGCGAUAUCUCCCUCGCUCUCGUACCCCGCGAUCAUCCUCUCAUAUCAUACGUGAGCCUCGAGGCAGAAGGGCAUGGACUGCUCGACCGAUUGUUGGAUAUCAUACAUGGCGAUCACAGCGAUGGUCUGCUUGUCACAGCAACGCUCAACACACUGGGUGUGCUGAUGCAACGAAGACCGAUUGCUGCCAACAAGAUACUGACCAGCAUCUUGAACUUCAAUCCUUUGAAGCUUGCCCGUUCUCCAUUGACACCUAAGAACAAGGUCAUUAUGAAGUCGAUCGAGCGCACAACAAGAUCGCUUUUGAUGAAUAUCAUGAAGAGGGAUCCGCAGAAUCCUAUCAACGGGCGCAUACAGCAGUUUCUAGAACGCAUGCACCGUACGCGCGUCGAAAUGAUUGACGAGGUUAACCGCAAACGACCUGCUCCUAGUGAGCCAACUGAUGGCCUUGACCAAGCCAAGAGGCAGCGAGUAGCCGCGGGUGCUCCUACUGCCGUCACUCAAGAUGCCAUGCCUGUUGCACCACCGCUACCACCAGGCCCAGUGAGCUGGCGCCAAUUGUUUACACUGAACCCUGAAGGCAGUACGGUUAAUUUUGACGUGCAAGCCUUCCGAGACCCAGAGCAGCUGGUGAGGAUACUCGUGCCAGUGCUACAAUCAGUGGACCAGGUCAAGCUGGGCCAUGCUAUGAACAUCGUUCGCUCUCGGUAUCUAAAUCUCUGUCAAGCUAUGCCUCGUGGCGGCGCCGCACAACCCACAGCUUCUGCAGCCGAAGACGAAGAAGAAUAUGAACCUGAUUUCGAGCCCGAAGAUAUGGAACAGAUUAACAACAAACUAGACGGUCUUCCACCGACUGAUCUGGCGUUUCAAGCAGGCCCAUCUACAUCGUUAGCGCCGUACAAGCUCCCCGAAGCGCCUCCGUUGUCAGAGCAAGAAGUCCAGAGAUACGGUGCUAUGACAGUACAUCGAGCUUUCAGCAUGCUCAGUGGCGUCGAUGAUAGCCAGAAGAGCAAGGUCACCAAAGGUGGUUUCAACAGACUAGCAGCAAGCGACUACGGCCGUGACGCAUGGGUUACAAUCCUCUCACGACUAGCCACAAGAGCCAGCGCCGGUCUCAAUGACCCCCAGGAAGGCAUCAAAGACGAGUACGACGUCCGCAAUAAUAAAGGAAGCCUCAAUAUCAGCGAUACCGUCCGGGACGGCAUGUACAACUACAUCAUCUCCGACUGGAAAAAGCGCAUCGAUGUUGCUACCCUCUGGCUGAAUGAAGAAUGGUACAACGACACGGUGCUCGCCCAGUCGAAGGACAUCCACACUAACGGUACCGCGAACGGAGACACGUUCACCUCUGUUCUCAAUUCACCAAAUGGCAACUACCAACGCUGCGCACUCCGUCUUUUCGACGGCAUAUUGCCAUACGUCGAGCACACAGACAAGAUCAUCCUGCGCUUUCUAUCCGAGGUGCCUGCGCUCAACUACGAAAUCCUGGUUCGAUUGAAGAAGAUGGCUGAGGAUCCGGAACGCAUCGAUCUAGCGUGCAGUGCGCUGCAUUAUCUCUACAUGUUCAGACCACCUGUAAGGGAUAUCGUCGUCAAUGUUCUCACAGAGGUCUAUCAAACGAACGAUCGCGCGAGGCCAAGCGCGAGAAAAUUGCUUGCCAGGUGGAAACCAGAAGUCUUGGGAGAAGAAGCGCAGCCGACUGUCAAGCCAGAGGAGGGUCAGAUUGCGAAUGGACCAUUAGAGGUCAAAGCUGCCUCAUAA